AUGGGCGACAAGAGGCUCUACCCCGACCUACCAUGUGCGGCGGCAGAGCAGACGGACUGGUCUCUGAGCAAGGGGGCCGAUCCGAGGGGUCCUCGCAUGACCAGCUGGCCCUACACCAACAACCGCUUCGGAGUGUGGCUGACGUGCGAGAGGUGCGCCUUCAGGCUGGACUACGCUCCGAAGAAAGGGUGCAGGGGCAAGUGCCGCAAGGAGCCGAAGACGGCCCUGGUGACGGUGGCUCUUCGCCGGCUCCAGGAAUCGGGGUACACCCCGACGGCCGCGAGGGUCGAGGCGCGCAUGAAGGCCAUCGAGGCGGAGCGCGUCAUCGAUACGGGGCACUACAUCAAGAGCGACCCGGGCAAGGAGGGCUACUGGACAGCCCGCAAGACCGAGACCGAGGGCGUCAAGAUCGAGAUCAAGAUCGAUCCAGGGAGGCCAUCGGCGGCAGCCAGACCGUCGACUGGAGUGCCGACUGCGGUGCGCACCGUGCGCGCGGUCGGAGCGGACCCAAGUUCUGCGGCAUCGGAUUCAACGCCCCGCAGCAGCACGUGCGAUGUGGUCUCGAGUGCCGCGGCGGACCUGGACGAGACGCCCGCGCUCACGACCAAGCAGAGGGACCUCUUCAUCGAGUGGGCAGUCUUGGCCCGGGGAGUCAGGCGCCUGAAGGUGAAGCCAGAGGUGAAGCAGGAGGACUUCGUGGCGAUGCCGGUGCCGGGGGGCAUGGGGGAUGUCUACAUGAAGGGAAGCAACGGCAUGGCGGCACUGGGCAUGCUCGUGAACGGGCUGAUGCUGGGCCUUGUGCAGACAGGUUCGGCAAUUCGAGUGGACUUCGCCGAAGUCGCGUGCUCUCCAACUUCGAGGUUGACAGCCGGUCUGAUCAAUGAGGGUUUCAUUUGCCAGCGCAUCAGCCUGAAGCAGGGCUACGGCCUCCACAAGAAGGGCGACGCUCGUCGUGCCAAGGAGUGGUUCAAUACGACGUGUCCUCGCAAGGCGUGGUUUUCGACGCCAUGUGCCUACUUCUCGUUGAUGCAGAACCUUACCCCCGAACGCAAACGACGACCUGGCAAGUGGGGGAAUUUCCUCCGAUCGCGACUUCGGGCUCGCGCUAUGAACGGGCACUGCGUGGAUAUGGCCUUGGAAACUCUACGACGCGAUGGUGAUAUCUACUGGGGGUGGCCGUGCAAGUGCAGUGGCUGGUCUACGCCGGAGCUCAGCCGGUUCAGGCGCGAGGCGGAGAAUAUCAUCGGACGAUCUCUCCGCGUGGUCAGGGUCGACGCGUGCCAGGUCGGCAUGCGCGACGAUCAUGGCGUAUUCAGGAGCAAGUCUUGGGGUAUCUUCACCAGUGACGAGACCUUCACGCAGUGGAUGGCACUACGCUGUGCGAAAGACCAUCCUCGCAGCACGCUCGAGGGGCGCGACGCUGCGGCGGCGUCGGCCUACUAUCCGGAUCCGAUGAUUCGGAGAUUGGUCAAGGGUUUCGCCAAGGACCGGCGCGGUCAGGAUUUCGCGGAGGACUUCUGGGCAAUGAGCGCGCUGCAGGACUACGAGCAGCAGUUGCGCGGCAUCGAGUCGGGCAUAGACAUGCAUUUCAAGAAGAUGCAAGCGUUCGUGGGCGAGCUGAUCUGCGAUGCCUGCGCCGAGACCCAGGACACGAAGCGCCAGGCCGUGGUGUCACUCUCUAUGCCACCAAAGCUGUGGCAGACGGUGAAGCUGGACUGCUUCGAGCUGGAGGUGCACCACAGGAAGCUGUUCGCGGUGCUCUACAUGGACGCGGCCUGCAAGUUGGCAGUUCGCAGUGUCCUCAAGGAGGUGGAUACCAAGGGUAAGAAGGCGUACUUCCAGCCGUCUGUCGCCCAGGUGUUGUCGGCGUUCCUGGAGGGCUGGUGGCAGCGCAAGCCGCGGUGCCAGUUCCUGAUCUCGGACCCGGGCGGCGGUUUCGUGAGCAACCAGUUGCGCGAGUGGUGUGGCAAGAACGCCGUGGGCAUCAUCCAGAGCCCGGGCGAGUUCCAUGGUCUGACGGCCGACCUGGAGAUUCUUAUCAGGCAGAUCAAGAAGACCGCUCGGCGCAUCUCCUUAGGCGGGCCGACGCUAUCGUUGGCCGACUGUGUGUCGCUGGCCUGCGCCGCUCACAACAACCAGCACAAGGCGUCGGGCUGCGCACCAGUCCAGUGGGCGCACGGUACCAACCACCAGGGCUACCAGUUCGCGGAGGAGGCUGGUCGCCUGGAUGGGGGCGGCUUGGCACACACCGAAACUCAUCGUCUUUUGGCAGAGCGGGUCUACCUGGAGGAGCAGGCUCGUUCAGUGGCGAUUCGGCUUCGGCACUCCAUGAGGCAGAAGCUUCUCUCGAUCAAGAUCGGCGACUGGAUCAUGUACUUCCGCCGUGGUAAGAACACUGGAGCUCGAGGUUCGUGGUUCGGACCUGCGAGAGUUCUGGCCAUCGAGCUGAAGGUCAACCUCCAGCGUGAACGUGCCGACGAGUCCGCUUCGAUCGAAGACGAGAUUUCGGUGCUGGGCGCGGUGAGUCUACCGAUUUGGCAGGCGACCUACCUUCGGAGCGCGAGAUUGCCGAGGGCCUUUCAGACCUACCAGAGCAACCAGGACCAGGUGAAGAUUUUCUCCAAGGAGAUCGGCGUGAAUUUCAUGAUGGUGCUCAGGCUGGAGACGACGGUGCAAACCUUCAUCCAGUUCCUCGAGAUGUUCCUCCAGAUUUGUCUCGAGUACCAGUUCCAGAGGAUGAUGAUGGACCAGGCCGAGAUCUUCACCAAAGGGUCCAAGUCACAGGAAAUCACCAGUGGCCCUGCAGGUGCUCUGAUUGGCGAUGAAGCCGCGGUAGUUCCCCGAGACGGUAGCCCGGCAGAGCCUCUUGGGGUGGGACCCGACUCUGCGGACGGGCCGGUCGCAGAGGGUUACGCGGGGAACCAGGGCCCUGCCGGGGAGGCCCCCACUAGUGAAGCACAUGAACGUGACAUAGAGGAGCCAGAGACCAAGCACAUCAAGCUCGGAGAGAUGGAUUUCAUGACGCGCGACUUCGAGGACGAGGUCAAGUACCUGGAGGCCUGGGGCAACUUCAACAACCAGUCCGUGGCCUACCUGAAGGACACGACCCUCGAGCGCGAAGUGAUCGAGCCUUCUUUCAAGACUCUACGAUCUGGCAAGAGGCUUGGCGACGGCAAGGCGACAGAGGUCACCUACUCCAAGCUGGCGCCAGGGCAGCAGCUCGAGUUUGACGAAGCGAUGUGCAAGGAUAUCAGCCAGGUCAUUGCGACCAAGGUCUUGAAGCGCAUCGCCCAGGAGGAGCUCGCCGAGAUCGACGAGUCGCGAUUGCUCAAGAUGCGCUGGGUCCUCACCUACAAGUACCAGGAGGGUGGCGCACGCAAGCCGAAGGCUCGGUUAGUCAUUCUGGGCUACCAGCGCCCGAGUCUGACGGAGCUCUCUACGGCGGCGCCUACGCUGGGGAAGCCGGCUCGCAACAUGCUGCUCCAGGUGUGCGCGCAGCACAAGUUCAAGCUCAAGUUCGGCGACGUCAGCUCAGCUUUUCUCCAGACCGAAGCGAGCGAGGAGUUCGAGAGUCUGAAUGUGAAGGUUCCUCCGGAAGUGGUUCAUGCUUUUCCUGAUGAGCUGGGGCGUCCUUCGCAGAUCUUGAAGAUGGUCAAGUCUUUCUAUGGAUUGACGACAGCUCCGAGAGCAUGGUGGCUUGACAUAUCACGCAAACUUCGUGACCAAGGUUGGCGACAACUACGUACCGACCAAUGCGUGUGGAUCUUGCUGGAUUCCAACAACCAGCUGAAGGGUAUCAUCGGCGUCCACGUGGAUGACUUCAUCAUCGGCGGCGACGAGACGUCGAACUUGUACGGGGACGCGGAGAAGGCCAUCAGGGACCUCUACAGAUGGGGCGCAUGGACUUCCGGCCUGGCCGAGUUCAGUGGACUACGCGUUCGCCAGUUCAAGGAUAUCUCGAUCACGCUGGACCUCUACGACUACACGAACAAGUUUAUCACGGAGGCCGAGAUCGACGCCGACCGCAAGAAGCAGGCUCAUCUACCACUCGAGCCGAAAGAGAUCUCACUCCUUCGUGGAGUACUGGGUGCAGCCAGUUGGAGGGCACAGCAAGUGUCCCCACAGUAUGCGGUGGACGUUGGGCUUGCUUUGUCUCAAGUCAACAGCGCCAAGAUCAGCGACUUGGUGAAUGCCAACAAGCUUGUUAAGGACAUGCGUAAAUCGGCCUCGCAGGUGAUCAAGUUUCACCAGUUCGAGAACUACGAUUGGCACGAGUUGUGGAUGGUGCAGUGGGCGGAGGCUAGUGACAAGCUCAGGCCCGAUGGCAGCAAGACUGGCGGGCUGGUGACAGGCCUCUCGACUCCGGAUUUUGCGAACGGCAGCGUGGCAAACGUUUCGAUACUUGGAUGGAGAUCCUUCAAGCUACCUCGCAAGAUUUCGGGCUCCAACAACAACGAGACGCAGUCGACCGCGUUCGGCGACGAGAGUUUGUGGUUAUCUCGACUGAUGUGGGCAGAAUUACAUGGAGUCGAACCGACUCGUUGGAAGUUGGACGACGCUGUCAAGACCGUGCCAGGCAUGCUCAUCACAGAUUCACGCGGCAUCUACGACGCGAUUUUGAAGUCGGGGUCUCCUCAGUUGGGCAUGCGCAGCUUCAGAUCAGGCGAAGAGGCCAGAGGCAUCAAGGAACAGAUCUUGCGCACUGGCGUUUCUUUUAGAUGGGUGAACGGUUUGGCCAUGCUAGCAGAUAGCCUGACGGAGCCGGGAUAUCCGGCUCGACAUGUGAUGGAAGAGUUUUUGGCCACGCAGCGCUGGAAGUGUACUUCUGACGAGAUGUUCCAAAGUGGACGUCGGAGGCAGCGCGAUGGCAAGGGCGCUUUCGCAGGCGCGCCCGAGGAGGCCGACAGUGGCUGCAGCGAAGGUUUUUUAGAUCCUUUGGAGUCGUUGUGCGACGAUUCCUUUCUUUUUGAUUCGACUCGCAGCCUAAUGCGGUCUCGGUGCAUGUAG
Prorocentrum cordatum is the source of this 5007-nucleotide messenger RNA. The record is from the annotation of a GenBank genome assembly. NCBI's taxonomy places the organism in Eukaryota, Dinophyceae, Prorocentrales, Prorocentraceae.